AGCAGAGCUGGGCGUCUGCAGCCACUGUAGCCUACACGUCUUUGUCUUCUUAGGUGAAGAGUGUGUGUCUUAGCAAAACCAUCCAUUGAUUGAAGCUGAGUGGAUUGAUCAUUUAGCCAACAUGUGGACUGCAUGUCCACAAAAAGAGCAGGCUAGCCCUGCUCAGGGGGUUAACUGCUAAGCAUGCUGGGUAAGGCUCAGCCCACUACCAGUAACCUCAACCUGGUGAAGUCAGAAGUUUCUGACCUCUCGGUGGUCUCGGACGUACACGACGGCAUCAACAUGGCCGAUCUUGUGGAGAGCUUGGACACCAGAGAGCUGGACAUGGGGGAAGGAGAGGAGGUUGAUGAUGGAAGCUGCUUAGGGGACAGUCGUAUCCCAUUUUCAGCGGUUUAUGCCACAGUGGGGUUUAAGGAGGCCACUGCUAAGGUCUACCUUGCCACUGUGCCCAUCACUGCCCGGAUCCUUGAGGUGGAGAGAUUCACCACUGCACAGGACCGCUUCAAUCUGUCUCACCACAGGAGUGUCAACAAGUCUCUGCCUGCAGUGUUUAAGAUUGAGCUGAAGCACGGUGAGUUUACCUGGAUGGUAAAGAGAAAGGAGAAACAUUUCAUGGAGCUGCACAGAGAGCUGAGGACAUACAAGACCUUCAUGAGGAUACCGCUGCCAUCACGCAGCCACACAGUGAGGAGGAAGACAGUGAGGAAGAGUGAAGUGAGGGAGAUGCCCUCGCUGCCCAGGGGAGGAGGAGAUGAACUGGCGCGAGACGAACAGGUCUCUAGCAGGAGGAGACAAUUAGAAGACUAUUUGAACAAGCUGCUGAAGAUGGCCAUGUACCGCAAAUAUCACCAUACUAUGGAGUUCAUUGACGUCAGCCAACUGUCUUUCAUUCAUGACUUGGGGCCCAAAGGACUGGAAGGGAUGAUUUAUAAGCGCUCAGGGGGGCAUCGUAUCCCUGGCAUGAAUUGCUGUGGCCACAGCCAGGCCUGCUACCGCUGGUCCAAACGCUGGCUGGUGGUGAAGGAUUCAUUCCUGCUGUAUAUGAAGCCGGACACAGGGGCCAUCUCCUUUGUCCUGCUGGUGGAUAAAGAGUUCAGCAUCAAGAUGGACUCCAAAGAGACAGAGACCAAACAUGGAGUCAGGAUCGAUAGCUUAUCCAGGGCUUUGGUGUUUAAGUGCAUCAGCUACAGACACGCCCGCUGGUGGGGUCAGAGCAUCGAAAGCUUUGUAAGGAGUCAUGGAAAGGCUUUCCUUCGAGAUCACCGCUUUGGAUCAUUUGCACAGGAAGAGGAAAACAUACCUGCCAAAUGGUAUGUGAAUGGAAAGACUUACAUGGAGGAUGUGGCUGAUGCUUUGGAGGAGGCUAAAGAGGAAAUAUUCAUCACAGACUGGUGGUUGAGUCCAGAGAUCUUCCUGAAGAGACCUGUGGUGGAGGGUAACAGAUGGAGGCUGGACUGUAUCCUCAAACGCAAAGCACAACAAGGAGUGCGGAUAUUUGUGAUGUUGUACAAAGAGGUGGAGCUCGCCCUGGGCAUUAACUCAGGUUACAGUAAGAGGACCCUCCUGCACCUGCACCCCAACAUCAAGGUGAUGCGUCAUCCAGAUCACGUCUCCUCCUCCGUCUAUCUGUGGGCACAUCAUGAAAAGAUCGUUGUCAUUGACCAAUCAGUGGCCUUUGUUGGUGGGAUUGACCUCGCGUAUGGUCGCUGGGACGACAAAGAGCAUCGGCUGACGGAUGUUGGCAGUGUGACACGUUCUGUGGCCCUGGAGCAGGCCAGCUCCAACACUCCAUCCAGUAAGGGCGUGUCUUCUGUUGAUGGCAUCUCCCACAGCAACGGACGAGGCACCCCGCCCAGUGAUCCAGUGGACUUGCCCAAACUGAAGGGACUAGGUCGCAGUAGGAAGGCUCGCUUCAGUCUCUACAAACACCUGCAUAAGCACACCAUGCAGCCAGCAGACAGUGUCAGCAGUGUCGACAGCGCAGGCAGUGGUUCAGUGCGAAGCCUAAAGACCGGUGUUGGAGAGUUACAGGGGAACACUCGCUUUUGGCAUGGAAAGGACUAUUGCAACUUUGUCUACAGGGACUGGAUUCAGCUCGAAAAACCUUUUGAUGACUUUAUCGACAGGUACACCACUCCCAGAAUGCCUUGGCAUGACAUCGCCUCAGUGGUUCAUGGCAGAGCUGCCCGGGAUGUGGCGAGACACUUCAUUCAGCGCUGGAACUUCACAAAGAUCAUGAAGCCAAAGUAUCGGUCUCUGUCUUAUCCAUUCCUGCUGCCCAAGUCUCACUCCAGUGCCAGUGAGCUCAGAUACCAAGUCCCUGACAGUGUUAAUGCCAAAGUGCAGGUGUUACGGUCAGCAGCUGACUGGUCGGCAGGCAUAAAGUACCAUGAGGAGUCCAUCCAUAAUGCCUACAUCCAAGUCAUCGCCAAGAGCAAACACUACAUCUACAUAGAGAACCAGUUCUUCAUCAGCUGUGCCGACAAUAGGACAGUCUAUAACAAGAUUGGAGAUGCUAUCAUCGAAAGGAUCAUCAGAGCACACAAGGAGGGUAAAAAGUACCGUGUGUAUGUGGUCACCCCUCUGCUUCCUGGUUUUGAGGGGGACAUCACCACAGGAGGAGGGAAUGCCAUCCAGGCUGUCAUGCACUUCAACUACAGAACCAUGAUCAGAGGAGAAUACUCCAUCAUCUCCCAGCUGAAAAAAGAGAUGGAUGAUCAGUGGAUGAACUAUAUCUCCUUCGCUGGUCUGCGGACUCACUGUGAGCUGGAGGGACGCCUGGUAACAGAGCUCAUCUACGUCCACAGCAAGAUGCUCAUCGCUGACGACAACACAGUCAUCAUCGGUUCUGCUAACAUCAAUGACAGAAGCAUGCUGGGUAAACGUGACAGUGAGGUUGCAGUGAUUAUUGAGGACUCUGAGAAGGUUGCCUCUGUGAUGGAUGGACAGGAAUUUGAAGCUGGACCCUAUGCGCUUCAGCUGCGCCUGGAAUGCUUUAGGACUAUUCUUGGAGGUCACACUGACACCAGCAUUGACCUGUCUGACCCCAUCAGUGAUCGCUUCUAUAAGGAGGUGUGGAUGACCACGGCUGGCCGCAAUGCCAGCAUUUAUGAGAAGGUCUUUCGCUGCCUUCCUUCAUCCACCGUGAGGAACACGUCUGAGCUUGAGGAGUUCCUAUCCAAACCGGGUUUGGCCCAAAGUGAUCUGGCCCGUGCUCAGGAGGAGCUGCGCAGAAUCAGAGGCUUCCUGGUCCAAUUUCCUCUGGAUUUCCUGUCUGAGCACAACCUCAUGCCCUCUGUUGGAACAAAGGAGGCCAUGGUCCCAACUGAGAUCUGGACAUAAAUGAUGUGAAACCAACUGCCUACUACUUACACAUCUGAAUUUGACUGUUUGUUGAGUGAACACUCUGGAUUGUGAUCGUCAGCGGAUGUGUGAUAUUGGAUUUGCAAGAGAUCUCCUUUGAUUUACAUAAUCCAGAGAUGAGAGGUAGGUUUACAGCUGUCCUCAGGGGUUAUGACUGCUAGGCAUUGACAAAUCCGAUCAGAUCUGUUGCUACUGAACAACACUAAACAGUAGUUACAGCUUGUCAGGAUAAGCACUACAUUUUUAUAUGUAUGAAGAACUCAUAGACAUUGCACUUGAGGACAACAACAAUGACUGCAUUCUAACUGUAGAGAUGAACAGGCACAUGGAUGUGGGGGUUUUGGGACUCAAACUCAGCUCUGGAUGCUUAUGCUGUUGGACAGUGGGAAGAGCUCAAAAGACAGUGGAGAUUUCUAUGGGACCAGGGUAAGGCAGAAGUAAGUUUUUGACAACAAUAUUAAACUCCAGGUUAAAGAUAUAACAAAAUCCACAGAGAUCUUGAUACAUGUAAUUUAUUGAGAUUGUGAUGUACUCUUGUAAGAUGCAUUAAUGCUGUGUAGGCUGUUUAUGAGUUGUUUAGCCUGCAUUUGUGCUGCUUAGGAGAAAUUCUCUGAGUUUAAAAGCUAGUUAUCUGAGAUGUAUCUUUGAAUUGUUUCUGUACAACAACUCUACAACAUGUGCUUGCUCUUCACUGUGGUAGAACAUGCACACAGACAAUAUACUUUAACUGGUUCAACAGUGGUGCACGAUUUACUAACUAUGCUCAAAUUUUGUUAACAUGAUUGCCAUGAUGCAUGUACUGUACCAAUUACACCUUUGCUCUGCGAAGUUGUCGAAAGUGUUUUGUGAUAAUUAGACAUGAGAUGUAACCCUUACACAUUGCUGAAAUCAUGCUGAAUCAAAGUGAGCAUAAUUGAGAGGUACAAAAGCUAAUUCAAUUCCAUUUGUCCUGUGUGUUCAGAAAGUAUGAGCUGAAAAUAAUUAUGGUGACUGCGAUCAAAAGCUGCAGUGUAAAAACGGUUGUGCUGGUGGCCAAUAGUAGAGGCUGGAUGAGACAAUCUGCCUGUAAAUUCUGGAAAGUAAUUUCCUCUUUGCUCAACAGAUGGUGCUAGUUCCUUUUAAAGUACAAUGUGUACAACCUGAGAUUGGACUUUAAGUUUUCCCAAUGGUCUCUCUCGGUUCAUUUGUGGAAACAAUGAUUACAUGCAACAAAUGCUAAUGGAAAAGCUUUUAUAAAAAAAAAUCCAGUUUGAAAUAGCUUAUGUGUUUUGUUUCCUGCAAACAUUUCAUUAAAAAAGAUAUGUAAUUCAGUGUAAUCCUUAGAAGAGGCUGCUCUCUUCUAUGAAAUUAAAUGUUUCAAGGGAUUCUUGUGGAAGGUGACCUAUCAGUCAAUUGAUAUAUUUUGUAUGUGUGAAUGUAUGGACUCUAUGUUGAUUUAGUUUUCAUUUUUAAUAUCUGUCACAGUACCUUAUUAUCACCGAGUCCCUUUAAUGUGAAGUCAAAGAACCACUCCUUACCAUAAUUAUGCUCAGUAAUUGUUGAUGAACACAUAACUGAUCCGCAAAAAACGGGUUAAAGAUCUUCAUGAACGUUAU
Messenger RNA from Scomber japonicus (chub mackerel), 4958 nucleotides. It is a transcript of the gene pld1a, whose product is annotated as phospholipase D1a. Bases 184 to 3342 code for a protein of 1052 amino acids. The transcript has 26 exons. Gene Ontology annotation, biological process: cell motility; intracellular signal transduction; phosphatidic acid biosynthetic process. Gene Ontology annotation, molecular function: D-type glycerophospholipase activity; phosphatidylinositol binding. Lineage: Eukaryota; Metazoa; Chordata; Actinopteri; Scombriformes; Scombridae. The record is from RefSeq and is a predicted model, not a curated record.